Schistosoma turkestanicum is the source of this 753-nucleotide messenger RNA. NCBI's taxonomy places the organism in Eukaryota, Metazoa, Platyhelminthes, Trematoda, Strigeidida, Schistosomatidae. The record is from the annotation of a GenBank genome assembly.
AAGUCCUGUCGCGCCUAAGUUGACCUGUUACCCAACAGCGGAAAUACAACUCGGAGCGCUGCUAGUUAUGCUUGCUGUACACUCGGAACAAAAUGCUGCAGCAGAACAAACAAGUAGGAGCACUAAUGGCGUAAAAAUGUAUAAAAAGAUCGAGCUUGGGCAGCUUACCCCCCAUAACAUCAAGCAAUUCAGAUUGAUAAAUCAAACUGUUUUUCCAGUCACAUAUACAGAAAAAUUCUAUAGUGAUGUUCUAAAGAAUAGUAAAAUGUGCAGACUUGCUUACUUCAACGAUAUCGUUGUUGGGGCUGUUAGCUACAGAAUCGAAAACGUUGUGGUAAAAAGUGUCGAUAUGGCUGCAGAUGAUAAUAAUGGUCAGGCCAAUCAAACCGUUAAGAAGUGUUAUAUUAUGACAUUAGGAUGUCUAGCACCUUAUAGAGGCUAUGGUGUUGGUACGCUUAUGCUGAAACAUGUCAUUAAAAGCUGUUUGAAGUAUGGUGGAAUUAAAAGUAUUUAUCUGCAUGUUCACGUUGGUAAUGAUGGUGCGGUGGCGUUCUAUAAACGUUUUGGUUUCGAAAUAACUGGAGAAGUUAAUGAUUACUACCGUCGUAUACACCCACAAACUGCCUAUGUACUUGAAAGAUCCUUAUCUGCUACAGAAGCCAUAGAAUCCGAUUCAGAAUCUGAUUAAACUUUCAUUUAAAUGUAAAUACGUCAUUUAUUUUUGCUAUCCAUAAAUACAACUAUGGCAGCUUG